Fomitopsis serialis is the source of this 981-nucleotide messenger RNA. RefSeq lists its product as uncharacterized. The transcript is spliced from 5 exons. The coding region runs from base 1 to 981 and encodes 326 amino acids. NCBI's taxonomy places the organism in Eukaryota, Fungi, Basidiomycota, Agaricomycetes, Polyporales, Fomitopsidaceae. The record is from RefSeq and is a predicted model, not a curated record.
AUGCCCUCUCUUGAGCGGGAAAGCGCCUCGGCGGGACCUCGGGGCCGCAAAGCCUCGGUCAAUGGCUCAGGUACUCCAUCUCACGCCGUCCCGGCUCCCUUGCCCCCAAUCCCCGCCGCCAAAGCCACCCCUCAGGCAAAGCCACAACAGCUAUGGCAGCAGCGUAUCUAUGUCGGAACCAUGCAGCAGUACGUCGUCGUCGAAAUUGGACCUACGUCCAGUGCAGGGGAAGUCCUGCAGCUCGUCGACGCGCAGGGUGCCUUGGCGGGCGGUGCUGGUGAGGGUGGCUAUAUGUUGUGGGAGGUCGCUCAGGACUUCGGCAUGGAGCGUCCUAUCCGCAGUUACGAGCAGCUGGCUGAUAUCUGCAACGCCUGGCACUCGGACAAGAUGCUGCUCAACUUCUUGGUCAUCAAGAGGACACUGUUGUCGUCGCCCCUGAGCCGUUCGAACUUGCCGCGCAGCUCUCCGAUCCACAACGGAUCCGUCCAGUACGAGUACAAGCGUGGCAAAUGGCAGAAGCGAUGGAUGGAAUUGCGAGAGCACAGCCUAUGGUUGUCGAAGCGGGAGGGUGGGAAAGAUUCCACAUUCCUGUGCUCGCUGAACAACUUCGACGCCUUCUACAUGAUCCGGCCAUACAAGGGUGCUAGCACGAAGGGUUACUCCUGGGCCGUGAAAUCCACGGAUAGUCUGACGUUCUUCGAGAACACCUCGGACUACGUGCACGUCUUCCACUCGAACACUGAGGCAGAAGGCAAGGCCUGGAUAGAGAAGAUCCUUCUCGCUCGUUCAUACGUCCUCUACCAAGAGCGGAACGUCAUCUCCACGUCUGCUGGAUCGGCAUUGGCUCGGACGACCACCCGUGCUGGUCAACGACCCGCGCAAACGCUCGUCAACGUCGGUGCGCCAAAGGCAGAAGGUCCAACCGUGGCUCCUCUCGGGUUUGAGCCCGGAUCUCUGCUGGCCAAGCGGCUACCGGUGUGA